Messenger RNA from Somion occarium, 2927 nucleotides. NCBI's taxonomy places the organism in Eukaryota, Fungi, Basidiomycota, Agaricomycetes, Polyporales, Cerrenaceae. The record is from the annotation of a GenBank genome assembly.
AUGAUCAACGUUUCAUUUCGAUCCAGCAGAUUGUGCAGGAUAACUCAACAACAUGUCUGUCAGGACUUACGCCGACACGCUUGCAUCUGACAUCGAAUCGCUCUCCGGCAAUGCGCCAAAGGCUUGGAGUCCCUAUGGUCUAGAUCCAAUGGUUUCCGUUCCGAAGCGUCGUAAAACCGAAGGACUGAACGCCCGCUUCGACCGGAUGAUCGAGACAGUGAAUGUGGUACAUCGCUCUUCAGUCGAUGCAAUAAAACAGUCUCGUCGCCGUCGUGCUGCCUCGUCCGCAAGCGGGUCUUCUUCCACUGCUAGUUAUGACAUACCGAAGACACCAGUAGACACAUAUCUCGGUCACCAUGAAGGAAGAUUUGGCCAGAACGUUUCCCUCGCCACCAAAACCCAGCGUUCGUCACCUGAAUGGGAUGCUGCUGCAUCUUUCUUUGGCUCAUCAUCAGUUGCUCAUAAGGAACCUGUUCCCGAUUGGCUCUGCGAAACGGUUUCAACCCUCAAUAGCGAUCAUCCGCUUCGCGCGAUGAUACCCCUACCACAUAUUAUCAAUCAAACAUUGCAGUCUCCUUUUCGUGCAGAGAGUCACGCUCUUUCUGGUCCUGAAUCCAUACCCCGUAAUGCGGAAAUGGACGAUCACAUAUUCGCUUUCAGACCACCAGCUGCCUCGCACCCAUCGCAACCUCAUCCUCAUCAUGAAACCAUCAUGAGUCCAUAUACGUCCGGACUAGACGUCGCUGGUACUGACCGCUUUGAACCUAGCCUAAAUACUGACAUGCCCUACCUUGUCGCUGCCAAAAAUGUACUGGAAAAUUCACUCGAUGCUCGCACCUUCAUUCCUGCUCCUUUCACAACUCCUGGUCCCGUGUCUGCUCUCUCUAGCUUUUCCACACCCCUGGCUUUACCACACGCUUUGGAUCUUGAAACACUAAAGUCCCCUGGUCUUCUUUGGUAUCAAAAGGAGCAUCCUGACGUCAAACCCUUCUCUGUUCCUGGACCUGUUGUUUCUACUAUACCUGCUUCACCAAUAAUCGCUAAUAGCCGCAUACAACCACAAUCUACUCCAUCAGUUCAUUCUACACGCUUUCUAGAUCGUUCAUUUGACUGGGUCCCGGACCAAGAUUCCGACCCUGAGCAGUACUCACUCUCUGACAUUCUUCGGUCAUCCUCUCCUGCCCCUCUGCCCAUCGACGUUUCUCGUUCACCUUCUCCCAAUGCAAGAGCGCUCGCCUCACAGAAUGACUAUCCGGCUGAUGGACCUGGGUCAGUAUAUGCGUGCACAUUAAAUCGUAAAGAAAGCCCCAACGCGUCCUCGAACGGAGGAAAUGCCUUUCCGUCCCAAUUGCACACGCCUAUAUCACCAGGAGCACCCCUGGUUACACCGCAUCCUCCUAGGGCGCCUGCCUUCAAAGUGUACUUCGACGAUCCUGUUGAGGAUCCUAGCGACCCAUCGUCCGAUUCUUUGGAGAGAUCUAACUAUGAACUUGAUUUGGAUUAUGGUUCCCUGGAUUUCAAAUGGAAAAGAUUCGACCCCGCCGGACUUCCUGAAGAGGUCGGCAUACAUACGGACGCGCCGAUGAACUUCUGGGCAAGACAGGCGGAGGAAAGCGACGACCCAAACCACGUGGGAAUGGAACGUCCACUGCCAGUAUCUCCCCGUACACCUGACCGUACGUGUGUUGUCGCGUCACCAUCAGGUGAACGCCCAUUCACCGCCAACGACGCGAGCUCCUCUCAGUUUGAUAUUGAACGACUUGAACGUAGCGAUGUUUCCUGGAUUCUUCCGCUGCAUGGUGCCAAGGCGAUCAAGUCCCGAAACCAGGCGCAUAUACCAACAAGGGAUGAUAUGGACGAGAUCUCUCAGGGUGGCGAUGAUCGACGCAAGUCUGUGAAGAUUAUAGAAUUCGCUCCUGCGCCCGGAAUUUACGUCUCUCCUCUCCGCAACCAGAAGGGCAGAGAUGGUAUUGAGCCUCAAACGGUUUCGAGAUCUGUUGAGGACGCUCCGUCAAAGACCGUUGAGGAUGCCAGCGUCUCCAAGGAUCCGUGUACACCAAUCCAACGGGUUCGGCCAACUAGUGACCUUAGUGUUGCUGACCGUUCGCGCAAGACUGUCUCAAACUCAAAUAAAAUCACUCUACACUCUGCUGCACAGCAAUCCGAAGUAGGCCAAGGGAAGCAACGCGAUCUGAAGGAUGAGAAUAAGAAUGGUGUUGAUGAUCCUAUAGAGGAAAUAGUGGGCCCAUCGCAAAGUCAAGAGUCGAAUGACAGCAUUGAAUCAUGGACAGCCAUUGCCUCCUAGUGUCGGAGUCAUUUUGAGUACAUCUUGUGUACAGUGACUCCCGUUUCUGAUCACAUCUUGACACAGGCUCCUGGUAUGAUCAUGCUUGGCAUCUCUGUUUAAGUGGGUUUGGUCAGGGGGGAAAUGGAAAGAUUGGAUCACUUGACGUAUUCUCUUCGUACAUCGGUGAGCGGUCUGUCGGCGCUCCCUUCGCGGUGCUCUUUGGCCGAUGCGUCGGCUUUCAGAUCUACGAGAGUCUAACUGUGGUGAUGAUGGAAACGUCUGGAUUCAGUUGCAGUUGCUUCCAGGCUUGUAUUAGCAGGAUUUGUGAGAUGUGCACAUCAAUUUUUUUGAUUCUACUCGAUCAUGAGCGAAGGCGCUUUACUGAACGCCUUAUGCUUCCGAUUGCCUCUCUGAUGUUUCGGGAAAGGUUGUAGAGUCCUAUAGCCUUCGGGCUCAGCUAGUGUUCACACAGUCUAGCACUUGACCUUCGGCUGGCUGAGGAGCCAUUUUACAUUUUGCGGCGAGAAGUCGAGUUCCUCUGUAUACACAUCAAGGGACGUGUCGCGCUCAUUGCUCUUGAUGAUACUUUACAUUUCCUUCCCAUCAUAGAUCACGAAAUUAGGAACAAACUUGCAUGGUU